Molecule: messenger RNA, 1228 nt
Organism: Camellia sinensis
Lineage: Eukaryota; Viridiplantae; Streptophyta; Magnoliopsida; Ericales; Theaceae
Molecular function (GO): protein binding
Source: RefSeq, a predicted model, not a curated record
UUAUUAAUCACUCACUCUUCCAUUCAGCAAAUGUUGCAUUUUGUUUAUACAAAGGCUUUGCUUCAGUGCAGACUGUUCAGUAGACUUAGGAAUGAAGUUUUCAUCCAAAUCUGAUGCAGAGACAGAGAACAUGGACCACAAUUCAUGGCAUGCUAUCCCUCUUGACUAUGGCAACUCUGAAGUAACGAGAUCACUAAGAGACAUACCACCGGCUCACUACAUUUUCAAGAUCGAGCGAUUUUCACUACUCUCACAAAUACUAACAGAUACUGAAGAGCAGAAUUAUGAAUCUGACAUUUUCGAAGCCAGUGGCUACAAAUGGAAAUUGUCUCUCUACCCAAAUGGUGACAAAGAAAGAGAAGGGGAAGGACACAUCUCUGUCUACUUGGUCAUUGUAGAGACAAGAAAUUUACCUCUUGGUUGGGAGGUCAAUGUGAACUUCAAAUUGUUUGUGUAUAAUCAAAUUCAAGACAAGUAUAUGACUAUCCAAGAUAUCAAUGGGAAGGUAAGACGCUUUCAUGGGAUGAAAAGAGAGUGGGGUUUUGCCCAAUUACUCCCUCUCAGUACUUUCAAUGAUGCUGCCAAUGGAUACCUCAUUCGAGACACAUGCGUGUUUGGAGCAGAAGUUUUUGUUAUAAAUUAUACUGGCAGAGGAGAGUGUCUGACCUUAGGGAAGGAACUUGACAAUACUCACACUUGGAAGAUUGAUAACUUCUCAUCUCUAGAUGGCAAAAUUCAUUUCUCAGAUGUCUUCACUAUUGGAAAUCAUAAGUGGAAGCUAUGGCUCUAUCCCAAAGGAGAUUCACUGGAAAAGGACAAAUGGUUGUCCCUAUAUUUAGUGUUAGAUAAUUGGAAUACCUUUCCUUCUGAACGAAAAACAUAUUCAAAAUUCAGUCUGCGCAUUAGGAACCAAUACAAUGACCAGCAUGUGGAAUUUACAGCUUCCAACUGUUUCUCUGCUUCAAACUUCGCCGGUGGUGUCUCUUCAUUCCUGUCGUUAACUGACCUUCAUGAUGCUUCUAUGGGCUUCCUUGUGAAUGAUACUUUAAUUGUUCAAGCUAAAGUUAUUGUCACAUCCACAGUGAAGAAUUUCUCAGAGUAAACAUAUACAUAAUUGAGGCUUUUAUCUCUGUAGUAAUUCACUAUUAUUGUAUUGUUUUAUUUCUUCCUUCUAAAUGUUGAAAACGUAUGUUAAUGGUAAUAUUUCUGGGAAACAACAAUUGAACUA